ACCGCACGAAUGAGCCUACUCUAAAGUGUGCAAAAUAGAUAUUCAGUAAAAUUCUCCCGAUUUUCCACCAAUGACCCACAAGAUCUCAACUUGUUUUCAUUUCAACACACUCUUUUUCUAAUCAGAAUCAGAUGUUCGAAUUUCGAAUGAAUAUUGUACUACAUUAUUAAACUCGUAACUCUUUGUGUUUCAAUUUUAGUGGAUAAUGAGCUAACAUUAACUUCUUGAGACAAUUUUUUUGUUCUUAUCUGUACGUAUAUUACUCGACUUUCACCUUAAUUUUUGAUCGCGUUGAAAUAUGAUUUCGAGAAGAGCUACUCAUUCUGGAAGUUGGUAUACGGAAUCAAGCAGAGAAUUGAAUAGACAGUUGGAAAACUGGUUAAAUGCUGCUGAACUUCUUCACGGACCUGCCAGAGCGAUUAUUGCUCCGCACGCUGGAUAUCAAUACUGUGGAGCUUGCAGUGCUUUUGCUUACAGGCAAAUUAGUCCAGUUGUUGUUCAGAGAAUUUUCAUUUUAGGGCCUUCUCAUCAUGUCAGAUUAUCGGGAUGUGCUCUCUCAAAUGCAACGAAGUAUCGUACUCCUUUAUAUGAUCUCAAUGUCGAUACUCAAGUUUAUUCUGAAUUGGAGAGCAGUGGUCCAUUUGAGAGAAUGGAUAUUUCUGUAGAUGAAGAUGAACACAGUAUCGAAAUGCAUCUUCCAUUCAUUGCCAAAGUUAUGGAGCAGUAUAAAGAUUCCUUCACUAUUGUUCCUGUGUUGGUUGGUUCAUUGAAUCCGGAUAAAGAAGCGAUGUACGGUCGGAUUUUUUCCAAAUAUCUAGCAGAUCCUCAAAAUUUAUUUGUGAUAUCUUCCGACUUUUGUCAUUGGGGUCAACGUUUCCGAUAUACGUUUUACGAUCGUUCCUGGGGAGAAAUUUACCAAUCUAUUCAAACUUUGGACAGAACUGCGAUGGAUUCUAUCGAAACUUUGAAUCCUUCCGCAUUCACUGAUUAUUUGAAGAAAUAUUCUAAUACAAUAUGCGGUCGACAUCCUAUAGGGAUUUUAAUUCAGGCUGCUAAUCAUCUGCAAAAAAUGUCUAUGAAUGGUCAUAAAAUGUCGCUCAAAUUUCUGAAAUACGCUCAAUCUAGUAAGUGUUCCAAUAUGAGUGAUUCUUCCGUCAGUUAUGCUGCUGCCGCACUUGUAUUCGAAUGAAAUAAUUUUACUAAUACCUACAUUAUGUAAUCGUGAUAAUUUCUCGUUUAACUGAAAAAUAAAAAUCGAAUGUGUAUAAUUUUGCAUAACUUGUACUUGAGUAGAAUUAAGACGUUUUAGUUUACGGGAGAGUUAUUACAUAUUAUAAUAAUUAAUGUGACUUGCUCCAGUAUAGGACAGCAAACAAAACAAUAGUGGUUUUCUAGUUUCGUUCGUUUUUUAUGAUAAUACUUAAUCAAAUCUUAAUUCAUGAAGCGUGAUCAAAGUUCUACUCUGCUAUAUCUAAAUUAGAAACCGGUGCCUUGAAAGCCUUUCCCGCCUCACGCAUACCCAAGGGUUUGUAUGAGGUUUACAGUGUGGUAAAGGUCGGUUGGGGGUUGGGGGGGGGGGGUGUAUUACAAUUUAUAGGUUAAAUAGCUAAUAAUAAAAAAAUCCAAAACUCAAACUUUGAUUUGAUCGUUUUUUUUUGUAACUAUGUUUUCAAUUUGUAUUGCUUCCUUCUAUCGUUGCAGGUCAUAAAUGCUGUAUUAUGUGAUAAAUACGAUGCUUCUUAUAACAUACUUCAAUUAUUCUUAAGUCGAUUAGUCUUACGUAGAAUUAAAAUGCGUUGGCAAUUUACUGAAAAUGAUUUUUUUUUCAAGUCUUAAUGCGAUAAAAUUGUAAGCUAGUUUUUGUUUAAGUCUACUUAAGAUGAUUGACGAUAAUUUAGUGCAUAUACGAGUAUAUUCAAAACAGUUUCAAAAAUGUCUUGUUGAAGUUAACAUUUUGUACAAAAUUGCCUGUAUCAGGCAAAUGAAAUUUUAUAAGUUUUCUUUUUUUUACUUUAUUGUUAUUGUUAUAAUAAAUGCUGAAAAAAACUGUUUUAUAUGAAUAAAAGUUUCAGUUUAUUAUGA
Molecule: messenger RNA, 2082 nt
Organism: Planococcus citri (citrus mealybug)
Lineage: Eukaryota; Metazoa; Arthropoda; Insecta; Hemiptera; Pseudococcidae
Product: protein MEMO1
Exons: 8
Coding region: 299-1189 (296 amino acids)
Source: RefSeq, a predicted model, not a curated record